UUUCUGUACUGAGCUCGUAAACGUUCAUUCUCGAUAGUUUGAGUAUGAGAACCCCGCCUUUUAUUUUUGGCGGCUCUUACUUUAAUAUAAUAAGGGCAAUUGCAUUUACAAUUUGUCUGAAAGUUGUUUUCGAGGGAAAAAUUUUAAUAAAAUUGGCAGUGAUUUCUUUGGUGGCAUUGAGUGUUAAUGUUGGCAAAAGAGCAGACACUUUCAAAAGUGUCAAUAUUUAUUUUGAUUUCUAG
This is a messenger RNA of Mucor mucedo, 242 nucleotides long. RefSeq lists its product as uncharacterized. The record is from RefSeq and is a predicted model, not a curated record. NCBI's taxonomy places the organism in Eukaryota, Fungi, Mucoromycota, Mucoromycetes, Mucorales, Mucoraceae. The transcript has 2 exons. The coding region runs from base 45 to 242 and encodes 65 amino acids.